CUGAUUGCUGAGGGAAAGGAGCGAACCGCGGGGAUGCCGAAUAAGAAAGCCGCCAGGAACGCGUACUUCUUCUUCGCUCUGGAUAUGAUCCCGGAGCUGAGACGCCGCGGCCUGGAGGUGUCCGGGGUGCGGGAUGCCAUCCCACUGUGCUCGGAGUACUGGGCGUUAUUGUCCAGUGAGGAAAAAGAAAAAUAUGCAGACAAGGCCCGGGGAUUUAAGAACAAUCCACCUAAAGAAUCCCGUCCAAACAUAAAUUGUGUAAACCUGGGACAACAGGCUCCUGGAAAGACUGUGAUACUACUACCUGAAGAUUCUCAUCCUGAUAAAAAUAUGAACCACAAAGGUUUGGACCAAAGUGUGUUUUACUUCCUGAACAUCUUCAGUCAUGGAGAGAUGCCCAGUUUGUGUGAGCAGAGGUUUGUCCCUUGUGAGAUUGGCUGUGUACGUUAUUCUCUACGGGAUGGCAUAAUGGGCACUUUUCAUAACUUCAUUGAUCCUGGAGAACUUCCUCGGGGAUUUCGCUAUCACUGCCAAUUAGGAAGUUCAUCAACUCAUCAGAUACCGGUUUCAGGCUUUGAACUUGCAAAUGGUGACUACCAUAACCUAUUCCGUAACCUUUGUGAAUUUGUCUGUCCAGCCUUUGGCAUGGUGCCAACCGUAUACUGCAAGGCAAAUGAUGCAUACAGAGUUAAGUGGUGUCUACAGUGGCUGGCUACAAAAUCAAGAAUCGAUAACCGUUUUGAAAUAUUUGAUGUGGAAAAUUUAAUUGUAAAACUUUAUGGACAUAAGCUUGGAGAAGAGCCUUCAAGAGCUAGUGUUUCUCGUUCCCUUGAAGCAGUUUACUGGGAUUAUGCGAGUAACACAAGAUGCAAAUGGCAUGAAGAAAGUGAUAUGUGGUGCUGUGCUCUUGCAAGCUGCAAGAAAAUUGCCUACUGUAUGAGCAAAGCUUUGUUGUCUGUUUAUGGCAUUGCCAUUACACCUGCUCAUUUACCGAGCUUUGACAAUGGUCCUGGGAAUCCUAAGGUGGUGAUUCUAGAUACUGUACGCUUUCAAAAGCAGGCUAAUAGGGAUCACAUAAACUCCACUGAAAGAUCUGGACCCUCAGGUAAUCUACAUGAUAGGACUACUCUGGAACCUAGAGGACUGCAAACUUUCAAAUGCCCUGUGGGACGAGGACGAGGAAUUCUCAGGCUGUUGGACAGCAUCAAUGCUUUACAGAGUGACAACAACUAGAAAGCUGACAUUUAAGUCUAAAAUAACUACAAGUUAGAAAG
This is a messenger RNA of Pelobates fuscus (common spadefoot toad), 1274 nucleotides long. RefSeq names its product maelstrom spermatogenic transposon silencer (gene MAEL). The transcript is spliced from 12 exons. NCBI's taxonomy places the organism in Eukaryota, Metazoa, Chordata, Amphibia, Anura, Pelobatidae. Bases 34 to 1233 code for a protein of 399 amino acids. The record is from RefSeq and is a predicted model, not a curated record. Gene Ontology annotation, biological process: regulation of miRNA-mediated gene silencing; negative regulation of DNA-templated transcription; male meiotic nuclear division. Gene Ontology annotation, molecular function: sequence-specific DNA binding. Gene Ontology annotation, cellular component: P granule; nucleus.